CUUGCUGCGAACACAUAAGAUCGCCAGUCCUUUCCUCACUCUCCUCUAUUUUAUACAAUUGCUUAAUUCGGUGUUUCUCUCAUUGCCGAUUAUUUCCCUCAAAAGCUGUGGUCAUGGAGUCCAACGCUGAGUCACGCGAUCGGCACACUCUCCGCAAAGCACUCACCCUCCUGGAGAGGGACUUUAGCAGCCUGGAAGAUCAGGGUUAUUAUACCUUAGACGAGACCCUGCUAAAGCGAUACCACAUCCAAACGGAGCCACUGAGCCUCCGCUGUAAUGAUUCCCUCGCACCAAAGUUUUUCGGUCCAUUUCUCGCUCAGGGCAUACCAGAGCCGACAGAAGAAUAUGUCGAUCGAGAUUACAACACUGCCAGACUCACACUGUCCAGCGAAUACGGACGGUUGAUCUACAUCUACCUCCAGUCAUACAUUCGCAAGUUGAUGAUCGACUUUCCCGCAGUCCGACGCGUAUGGUCAAGCAACCAGAUUGGGGAUUACGGCUUCGGUAACCUUUACCGCACGUUUGAGCCGGAGUUUGGCACAUUGUCAAUAUUUCAUGUCGCCAAGGCCGCCAGGCCGCAUAUUAAAUGCAUCAUGCACAAUGACCUCAAUGCAGAUGACAGUCAUCUGCUAUAUGGGGAGGUGUUGACCAUCGUGCGCAUCAUAUUGGGCCAACUGAAGCAGAAGGUAUUCGUAAAUGACAUGAUAGCACCGGUCCUACUUUUCUCACUGAACAGACAGCGCCCACGUGUCAUCGAGGCAUAUUAUGAUGGCCAGAAAUUAGUGUUACGCCACACUAAAUCUUAUGACUUCACAAACUUAGACAAAGCCGAGUUCAAGACGUUCGCACAAUGGUUCCUUGGCGAUCCUAUCGGUGAUACGUCGAAAACGGUAGUCCGAAUCUAACUCGUCGAGCAAGAGGUCAGGGCUUUUCCGGUUUCUGGUGGUUCGUGGGUUUUAUAGCUAUUGCGCGAGUAUUGUAAUUUUGGUCAAUUUCUG
This is a messenger RNA of Aspergillus costaricaensis CBS 115574, 998 nucleotides long. RefSeq lists its product as uncharacterized. Bases 114 to 905 code for a protein of 263 amino acids. Lineage: Eukaryota; Fungi; Ascomycota; Eurotiomycetes; Eurotiales; Aspergillaceae. The transcript has 3 exons. The record is from RefSeq and is a predicted model, not a curated record.